GCUGCUGGCUUGUGUAAUUGAUAAGAGCGGUUGUUUAUAUUAUAAGUAUUUUGUCAUAAGAUGCGACGUGUUGUGAGUAUUUUAAAAAACUAAUUCUAGUGAAUUAGUGUGCCGGCCAUCGAUUAAGUAUAGUAUAGUGCCAAAUACACGUCAUUAUGCGUCAUUGUCAAAUUCGGUUUGUUGGAAUUGCCAGAAACCUGCGAAACAAAUGAUUUGUACCGACUGCGGCAGCUUGCAGGAUGUGGACAAUACAAUUAACUACUUUAAACUGCUGGACUUUCCCACACAAUUCACGUUGCAGUCUCAGCAGCUUACACAGCGUUUUCGGCAGUUGCAGGCGCGAGUGCAUCCCGAUAAAUACAGUAACAAGACAUCACGGGAGCAAACAAAUUCGGCAGAUUGGAGUUCGCUAAUCAACAAGGCUUAUAAAACGCUGUAUGCACCUGUGGAACGCGGUCAAUACAUGCUACAGUUGGCCGGCGAAGAGAUGCCACAGGAUAAUAGUGCAUUGAACGCCACAUUUUUAAUGGCCAUGAUGGAGCGGAAUGAGGAGGUGGAGGAGGCCGAUAACAGCGCUGCACUGGAAAAGUUGAGCGCCAACAUUUCCCAAGAGCUUGAAGCAUUUGCCAAGAAGCUAACAACACAAUUUGAGGCGAAUGACUUGGCGGCGGUGAAGGCAACGCUUGUGGAAAUGAAAUAUUUGCACAGCAUACAAAGCAGUAUCAAAAAGAAACAACAACAUUUGAUGUCUGCAUAGAGAAAUCGAUUGGUUUUAAUCAUCGGUCAUCGAUAGGUUGCAGAGAACGCGAAGUUGGCUGUACCAAACGUCAACUGGACAAAGAAACAGCUGGCAGUUGACUACAACAAUGUCGGAUUCCAGUCAUGAUCGAUUUGCUAUGUAUACUAAUGAAUGUGAUUAAAAAAAAAACACAGGUGAAUGCACCUGCUGAUAAGUGAAUACAACUUUGUUGUUGUUACAAUAA
Molecule: messenger RNA, 983 nt
Organism: Drosophila sulfurigaster albostrigata
Lineage: Eukaryota; Metazoa; Arthropoda; Insecta; Diptera; Drosophilidae
Gene: Hsc20
Product: iron-sulfur cluster co-chaperone protein HscB
Exons: 3
Coding region: 209-757 (182 amino acids)
Biological process (GO): [2Fe-2S] cluster assembly; protein complex oligomerization
Cellular component (GO): mitochondrion
Molecular function (GO): protein-folding chaperone binding; ATPase activator activity
Source: RefSeq, a predicted model, not a curated record